CGACUCACUCAUUCUCGAUAUCGCCGCUCCUCUACCAUCAUCACCGCCGAUGAGGACAGCAACGACGACCGACGCCGACUGAGCUGCGGCUUCUUCUUCCGUGGCUGCAGCUGCCUGCGCCCGCUUCCCUUUCAACCGACACACCAUGGCUGCAAUGGAUCCCGAAUCGCUGAAGCUGGGCCGCUCUCUUGUCCCAGCUCAGAUACCCGAGAAGCUACGAUGUGUUACCUGUGAUAAGCUAGCAAUGGGCGCCAUGCGCCUAUGUUGCUGCGACAAUACCAUCUGUCAUGAUUGCCACACUUCGAUGACUGCCACCGAGUGCCCGAUCUGCGACCAUUCUCCAUUCUCGGCCGAUUCCUGCAUUACCGCGAAGUCUUUACAGUUGACUGUCAAGGCGUUCCUCAAGACUGAACUGAAGAAAGCCAAGGAGCUGGAAAGCCAGGCUGCGAGCCAAGUGCAAGAGCCGGAGAAAACCGAGAACACUGCUGUGGUUCCGACGCCUACAACCGAAGAGUCCACAGCUGCAGGAGCUGGUGGUGAGAAGAGCGUGGUCCCGGAACUUGCUGUGCAGAAAUCUGUUGCUCAUGAUGGCGAAAGGGCAACACCGAGUCUCGAGGCUACCGCGGCUGAGCAGGCAGUCACGAUCAAUGGCAAAGGCAUUGCAAAUGGUGGUGGAAACGAUGAAGGCGCCGACGAGGUUAACGGUGAUGGCACUCAGCGUGUUGGUGACGAACAAGACGAGGACGAUGAUGAGGACGAGUACGAGGAUGAUGGUGUCACAAUAAAUGUUGAUAUGCCUUCGCCCGAGGAAAUGCAGAAGCGUCAAAGCGAACAAGCUGCUCAAGCCGGGAUUUCAAACCAGCAAGGUUUCAAUGCUUCCGAUGCCAAUACGCAGAUGGACCAACAACAGCAAGGCAUGGACUUCAAUAAUAACCAGUUUGGUAACUUCGGACCCAGCAUGAUGGGCAUGGGCGGCAUGACCGGUAUGCCCGGCAUGAACGCGAUGAACGGGAUGAACGGAAUGAAUGGAUUCAACCCGAUGAUGAAUAUGGGCGCCUGGGGCAUGGGUAUGCCGAACAUGAACAUGAUGGGCAUGGCAGGCAUGGGCAUGGAUCCGUCAAUGAUGUUCGGAGGAAACUUCGGCGGCGAUAUGGGAGGAAUGGGAGGGCCAAUUGGGAUGAACGGCAUGGGCGGCAACGGCAUGAAUGGCAUGGGCGGAUUUUCUCAUGAUCAAGGAGGAUACUCUCAAUCAAGUUACGGCCCUGCUCACCGACAGAAUUUCUCUAAUGAUCGCGGCUACGGUCGCCCAUACGGACGCUUCAACAGAGGUGGUCGAGGUAACCAGUUCCGCGGUCGUGGUGGUUGGGGCAACCAGCCGCAGCAUCAAUACAACAACGGCGGCUUCAACAAUCAGUUCGGGGGAUACAAUAACCAACAACCACAAAAUAUUCCCACUGGACCGGGACAGAAUCCGGGAGGUUUCCAGCGCGAGCGCACGGGCUCCAAUGCGGUCGAUCCAGCCGCGGCCGCCGGUCGUGCGUCGCCCACAUACGAUCCUGUGAACCGUCCGUCGGCGGCGAAUGGCGAAGAUGCAGAGACGAGUGCCAACGAGAAGUCCGCGGCCGCAGAUACUAACAGCCAUGAGAAUACUAAUUCCGCAGGUGAAAAUGCCGAGCAGGGUCAGGAGUCUGGCGACGGAGAGCUAACCUCAGCAAAAGUCCUUGACGAUGACAAAAAUGGCAAUGGCGACCCACCCAGACCAAAUGAUGGCCUGGCCCAAAUCCAAUCGGUGGUCCACACCGAGCCCGGAGACGCUCUCCAGCAGUACGAUGAAGGUUCGCAAGGUUUCGGCCACAACCAGACGAACUUCAACAACCGCGGGCAUGCAGGCACUCGUGGCGGUCGUGGUGGACACGGCGGCUUCUCCCGCGGCGACGCCACGGAGUUGACACCUGCGCCUGCACCAGCACCGCCCAUCAAUGCUCCCAAGGGUCCCAAAGCUUUCUUGCAGGGCCUCCCUAACACUGGCUGGUCCGGAAUAUCUCUCGCCCAGCAGCAGAAGCCGACGAACUCUACGCCUACUCCUCGUCCUGAGUCGCACGCCCGCAGCGUCCGCAACGAGGACAGCCACCGUGAUAGCAAUGGUCUUGCACAUGAGCGUGACAGACCGUCAUCGCGGACCGGAUCUCGAAGACGCAGCCGAUCACCCGGCAGCGAUCACGAAUCUUCUCGACGCAGCCGCAAAGAUGGCGAACGUCGCCAACACCGAGCCGAGGGCAACGAUGCCGACGGGAAGAAAUACCGCUCUCGCUCCGAAUCUCGCACUGACGAUGGUCACCGUCGCCAUCGAGACGACGACGACAAGCACCGCUCAUCCCGCUCUCACCGCGAUCGAAGCAAAGAUCGCCGUCGACGCCGCGAGAAGGAGGAAGACCACGAGUCCUCCCGUCGGAAGAGCAGCAAAUCCCAUCACGAGCGCGAAGCCGACUACGAUGACCACAAAGACAGUCGACGAAGCAGUCGUAAGCACUCCCGCCGAGACGAUGACGAUGAUCGCGAGAGUGAUCGAAAAGACAAAGAUCGUUCCUCCAACCAUCGCUCAUCCCGCCACGAACGCUCAUCCCGCGAUGACGGCCGACACAGCACUCGCGAAGAGCGGCCCACGCGCACCAUUAUCGAACCACCAUCCGACGAAAUCGGCUUCAAAAUCAAAGGCUCAGGUAAUUCCAGCCGCGCCAAAGCCAGCGAAGCCAGCAAGAUUUCCAAACCAACCGAGUCCGCCGCUCUAGACCCUUACGCCCAAGAACGCGCUCUCGCCCAGCAAGGCCGCGAGGCUCGCGAAGCGCAGCGGAGACAGUCGACUCAUACUUCAACGUCGGCGCUGGGCAAGCGUGGACGAGACGCCGCGGCAGAUGAGGUGGAGGUUCCGAGGGGACCGAAGAGCGAUCGCCGGAGUGCUGGGAAGAUUCGAAGGGUGAAUUAUGUCUUCGAGGACGAGGUGCAGGUGGGGAGGGACGAGGGCCGCAGGAGGGGUUGA
Messenger RNA from Zymoseptoria tritici IPO323, 3037 nucleotides. RefSeq lists its product as uncharacterized. Gene Ontology annotation, biological process: mRNA export from nucleus. The transcript is spliced from 6 exons. Lineage: Eukaryota; Fungi; Ascomycota; Dothideomycetes; Mycosphaerellales; Mycosphaerellaceae. The record is from RefSeq and is a predicted model, not a curated record. Bases 146 to 3037 code for a protein of 963 amino acids. Gene Ontology annotation, cellular component: nuclear pore. Gene Ontology annotation, molecular function: structural constituent of nuclear pore.